This is a messenger RNA of Cuculus canorus (common cuckoo), 402 nucleotides long. Its product is annotated as talin-1-like. Gene Ontology annotation, biological process: platelet aggregation. Lineage: Eukaryota; Metazoa; Chordata; Aves; Cuculiformes; Cuculidae. Gene Ontology annotation, molecular function: integrin binding; actin binding. Gene Ontology annotation, cellular component: plasma membrane; focal adhesion. The record is from RefSeq and is a predicted model, not a curated record.
AUGGCACAUCAGCGGGCGGAUCAGCAAGCAGAUGAGAGCCUAAACUUUGAGGAGCAGAUCCUGGAAGCUGCCAAAUCUAUUGCUGCAGUCACAAGCACCCUGGUAAAAGCAGCCUCAGCAGCCCAGCAAGAAUUAGUGGCCCAAGGAAAGACUGCUGACAAUGCAGUGAAGAGAGCAUCUGUGGUAAAGGCAGCACAGAAGGCAGCUGCCUUCCAGGACCACAACAAGACAGUGGUGCUGAAGGAGAAGACGGUCAGAGGAAUUGCACAGAUCAUUGCUGCCCAAGAGGAAAUGCUGCACAAGGAGCAGGAGUUGGAGGAGGCACAGAAGAAGCUGGCCAUGAUCCGGCAGCAGCAGUACAAGUUCCUGCCCUCAGAGCUGUGGGAUGAGGAGCAGAACUGA